AUGCCCAGCAUGUGGUUAACAGAGAACCAGAAGAUCGGUGUGAUCUUCUGCUCAGCCGGAGGCUUGUUCCUAUUUGGAGGAGUGGUGAUGUUCUUUGAUCGGUCAUUACUUGCUAUGGGAAAUGUCCUCUUUCUCAUCGGAUUGACUCUGAUCAUUGGUGUUCAGAAAACCAUGGUCUUUUUCACGCGCCCUGCAAAGCUCAAGGGCACUGCCGCUUUCGCCGCUGGUAUUAUGCUCAUUCUCUUCCGCUGGCCCUUGACUGGGUUCUUGAUAGAACUCUACGGCUUGUUCAUCUUGUUUGGCGACUUCCUUGUCACGAUCGGUCAAUUCGCCGGUAACAUCCCCGUGGUAGGGCCGUAUAUCCAACGUGGACUUGAGGUGCUUGCAGGUGGGAGGAGCAAUGCCGAGCUUCCCGUAUGA
Molecule: messenger RNA, 420 nt
Organism: Penicillium griseofulvum
Lineage: Eukaryota; Fungi; Ascomycota; Eurotiomycetes; Eurotiales; Aspergillaceae
Exons: 5
Coding region: 1-420 (139 amino acids)
Biological process (GO): retrograde transport, endosome to Golgi; endoplasmic reticulum to Golgi vesicle-mediated transport
Cellular component (GO): Golgi cis cisterna; Golgi membrane; endoplasmic reticulum
Source: RefSeq, a predicted model, not a curated record